AUGUUCUUCACCUUGAUCAUCAUCAGCGUGGUCCUUGUGGCCGUGAUCUUGUACUUACCUUACGCCAGCGGGUUGACCAAGGUGAAAAUCGAAAGAAAGCCCAAGAACAUUUCCCACAAGCAAGAAGAACCUGCCGUGGAUGAGUAUCAAGGGUACAUUCCACCAGAUGAGCAGGUUGCAAGAAGCGAGAACAAGCCACAUACCUCGAUGAGAGACAGGAUGAACGUAACCUCAGGAGACAUUCCUCUCAGAAUCAGAUUGGACCACGAAUCGUCAGGCUUGAGAAAGAGAAAGGACAAGUUGGACAUCAACCGUGAUCCAAACAGCUACGACUACGAUAUCGACGAAUUGAUAGAGGAGGAAGCACAGGCAGCAAAGCUCGAAAGAGACAGAGAGUUCUACAAGAAUGAAAAGUUGGGUGGGACCAAGGAAGACCAGGUUUAG
Suhomyces tanzawaensis NRRL Y-17324 is the source of this 444-nucleotide messenger RNA. RefSeq lists its product as uncharacterized. Bases 1 to 444 code for a protein of 147 amino acids. Lineage: Eukaryota; Fungi; Ascomycota; Pichiomycetes; Serinales; Debaryomycetaceae. The record is from RefSeq and is a predicted model, not a curated record. The transcript has a single exon.